GUAAAUCUCUCCCAGUUUAUAACCGGCCAAAUCCAAUUGUUUCCACGGCGAUGGCCGCUGUACAGUUACGGACACCUCACCGUCACUUCCGACGUGGCAGAUUUUCGUUGCUGGCAAUCGACGGGUAAGGGCGAGUGCACCCCUGACAGAAAGCGCCCGUCCUCUCCUUCUAUUAUAUAUAAUAUACGCAGAGCCCCGGUUUCAGCUCCCACGUUGAAACCCCCUCCAAAAUUCGGCCGCCUGAUUCUCCGAAGCAGGGAAGCCACGCCUUCUCUGUUGUCUGUUUGGAUCUCGGCUCCUGCUAUCCUUCCUUCACGAAUCCGUCCUUGUGGAAUACAUUGAAAUUUGAUAUGUUUUUUGAUCUCAAUCGUCAACUUUGUUGUUAGGGUUCGUUGAAAUUGAAUUUUAUUCAAGCCCUUUCUUCUUCUUUGUUUUUGGGCAUAAUUCGUGGAUUCCUAGGGUUAGGGGUUCAUUGAUCUGAUUCGCUGAUUGAUGAAGAAGGUCUACGAGCUUAGAAUCCAAUGAGACGGCGCUUACCGGUCUCUAUAACCCACAAAGAUAUGGACAAGUCCAACGGAAAAACCCCUCGUUCCCGUCUAUGCUUUCUCGCCUCGCUUGCGGCUGUGUUCUGGUUCUUCAUCUUUUACUUCCAUUUUACCGUGCUAAGCAGUAGCCCUCCCGAUCAAUCCACGCAAGCUGUCUCGUUCCCGUCGACCUCAUCGUAUCCGGAGCAGCAUUUUCUCCAUGGUGUGGAAAACCGUAUUUCGCAUACAAGGACGAUGCCCGCAAAGAGGAAAUUCCCUUUUAUGCGUGCCCUCAGGAUAGCCGAGAACAAGAGCGAUCCAUGCGGCGGGAGGUACAUCUAUGUUCACGAUCUCCCUUCUCGGUUCAACGAAGACAUGCUUAGGGAUUGCCGGAAACUCAGCCUUUGGACCAACAUGUGCAAGUUCACUAGCAACGCUGGCCUUGGUCCUCCACUCGAUAAUGUAGAAGGGGUUUUCUCAAAUACUGGAUGGUAUGCCACAAACCAGUUUGCAGUGGACGUGAUCUUCAGCAAUAGGAUGAAGCAGUAUGAGUGCUUGACAAAAGAUUCUUCCAUUGCUGCAGCUGUCUUUGUGCCCUUCUAUGCUGGUUUUGACAUAGCCAGGUACCUUUGGGGGUAUAACAUAUCAAUGAGAGAUUCAGCUUCGCUUGAUUUGGUGAAUUGGCUGAUGAAACGGCCUGAGUGGAAUGUGAUGGGUGGAAGAGACCAUUUCUUGGUUGCAGGGAGGAUUACUUGGGAUUUUAGGAGGUUGACUGAUACUGAUUCUGAUUGGGGGAACAAGCUUUUGUUUUUGCCUGCGGCAAAGAAUAUGUCUAUGCUUGUUGUUGAAUCAAGUCCUUGGAAUGCAAACGAUUUUGGGAUACCAUAUCCAACAUAUUUUCACCCUGCUAAAGAUUCAGAUGUGUUUGCUUGGCAGGAUAGAAUGAGGAACUUGGAGCGGAAGUGGCUUUUCUCAUUUGCUGGGGCACCUCGCCCAGGCAAUCCAAAAUCCAUCAGAGGGCAAAUUUUGGACCAGUGCAAGAGAACCUCUUCUUGUAAGCUUUUGGAAUGUGAUUUUGGAGAGAGCAAAUGCCACUCACCUAGUAGCAUUAUGCAGAUGUUUCAGAGUUCACUGUUUUGUUUGCAACCUCAAGGGGAUUCUUAUACCCGGAGAUCUGCUUUUGACUCAAUGUUGGCUGGUUGCAUACCAGUCUUUUUCCACCCUGGUUCAGCAUACACACAGUAUACAUGGCAUCUUCCAAGGGAUUAUGCAAAAUAUUCUGUUUUUAUUCCAGAGGAUGACAUUCGGAAAAACAAUGUUAGCAUAGAGGAAAGGUUAAAGCUGAUUUCUCCAGACGUUGUGAAAGCUAUGAGGGAGGCGGUCAUAAACCUAAUUCCGAGCAUUGUAUAUGCUGAUCCAAGGUCAAAAUUGGAGACUCUUAGGGAUGCCUUUGAUGUUUCGGUUCAGGCAGUGAUAAACAAAGUUACAAAACUUCGAAAGGAGAUAAUGGAAGAUCGUGAAGAUAAGGAUUUUGUGGAGGAGAAUAGCUGGAAGUAUGCUUUACUGGAGGAAGGGAAACAGACAGUAGGAGCUCAUGAAUGGGAUCCUUUCUUUUCAAAACCAAAGGAUGCUAACAGCGAUUCCGGUAGUUUAUCUGCAGAAGCUGCUAAAAGUUCUUGGAAAAAUGAACAACGGGAUCAGUCGUGAGUUUUGAGCUAAGAGAGUCAGUUGAGCCUCAGGAAUGAAUUUGCAUCAUCAUGAUGUUCGGUAACAUGCAGAUUAUUGCUGGUGCAUUCGAGAUAUUUUUGUGGCCAGGUGGUUCAUAAAUUUUUAAACACUUAUAGGAUCCAUCUCUGCCUCAUUCGUUGAAUCAUUGAGGUAGGAUCCAAAUUUGUAUUAAUUCAUUUGUUAUAGUUGGAAUAUCCAUACCAUCGUUUAUGCCACUUUUCCCAAAAAGUUACCUGUAAUUUUCAUCAAAUUUUUAAA
Molecule: messenger RNA, 2510 nt
Organism: Phalaenopsis equestris
Lineage: Eukaryota; Viridiplantae; Streptophyta; Magnoliopsida; Asparagales; Orchidaceae
Product: xyloglucan galactosyltransferase KATAMARI1 homolog
Exons: 1
Coding region: 522-2231 (569 amino acids)
Molecular function (GO): glycosyltransferase activity
Source: RefSeq, a predicted model, not a curated record